AUAACUCAACAAAUAAUACAAUUUUUUUGCACAAUAUUUGCUGACAAUUGAUGACAAUGUCUAACGUAAGGGCAGAGAUAUUGGCGGCCAGUCGUACCCGCACGGGUUGGCAGGAUGUGAGGCCACCACCACCUGAUCGGCGACCAGUAAUCGACUCUUUAAAAAUGAAUUUCGAGGACAAGUCCAGUGCCGAUACACGUAAAGAGACUAUGACUUCAUCGGUGGCCAAUAGUGUUGCAAAUGAUCUGAAGAGUGGUCGCAAAUUGGGUUCAAAAGUGAGUCAAAUUGCAAAUCUUUUUCAAUCAUUAUCACCUGCGACUACAAAAAGCAAUGUAUCAACAAAUGGCAACAAUAAUGGUAAUAAUAAUAAUCACAUUCAGACAGUGGAUCUUAAGUCAAACAACUCAUUACUAAUCACUGAAUCAAUAGUCAAAUCUAAUAAUUUAAAUCUAAACUCAAAUCAAAAAUGUCUUCAAAAUAAAACUCAAUUAAUAACUAAUGGAAAUAAUGAAAAACUCAAUAAUGGAAAUCAAUUUCACAAAAGCAACGGUGAAUCCGUUCAUCAAAACAAUGCAAUAAAUACUUCAAAAACAUCAGUCGUGUCCAAAAAGAUUGAGUCCAAUAAUAAUAAUAAUAAUAAUAAUAAUGUUACAAAAAUGGACACAACCUCUACGGCUCAUAAAGGGGUCGUCGGUCCAGCCAUUCGUCGUACAGAAAGCCGAGUCUUGAGAUUUAAUAACGCGAAAGCAAUUUUCGAAAAACUUGAGAUCAAGACUAAAGACAAAGAACCGACAAUUAAUACAAAUGAUGGUUUAGUUAGUGCCAAAAGUUUAUGCCAGUCUUAUAAUACUGAUAAGACAAUUGAAUCAAAUGGUGUGACAAAUAACAAAGUUAAUAGUUGUAAGUCUGUCAAUGAAAUCUAUAAUAAUCGUAACCGAGUUUCUUCUGUUAACACUAUAAAUUCUCAUGAGUUGAUUGAUAAUCAAUCAUUAAUUGAUAAUCAAUACAAAAAAGAGUUGAAAGAUAAUAAUACAAGCAAUGGUCGAGUGACAGACAAUGGUAUGAAAAGAUCAUCCAAUUUAUCGCGAAGUGUCGAUCAAAUAGAAGUAUGCAAAGAUGCGCCUCCCGUUCCACUGAGACGUUCAAUAACAUCACAACAAUCUGUACCGGAAUAUGUCAAACAACACGAUAACGUACCGAAACGUAGGACUUACCCGAACAAUGCAUGCAAUGCCAAAACCACUGAUUCAUUUGAAAAGCUAAGCAAUAAUUUAUUUACAAAAGAGUCGAGAGAGGAAUUGAUUGACAAAAUUAUUUUGGAGAUAUCGGACAAUCAGAGUAAAGUGGAUCACAUGCAACUCAGUUGUCACAGUCUUCCAGAUCUAAAUAGUUGUGACACAUCAGGCAUUCCCGACAUUUUGAAUUUUGAUGAAUGUUUUAAUGACGUCGAAAUGAUGACCGAUGAAGAGGCACAAAAACUAUUGAGCAGAAAGUCAUGGCAAGACUUGUUUACCGAUGAACAGCUCCAAAGAGAAAUGGAGUCCGUAUUAAGCUCUGAGACGGAUGAGUCUCAACUGAAAUCAAAUAAAGUAGAAGAUAUCGAAUGUGACAAUUCAAGUGAUAUAAAAAACAAUAGACAUCCAAAUGUUGGACACAUUGAAGUAACAAAUGGAAGGCCCAUGGAUUGUAAAACUAAUAUAAAUGGAGACCAAUCUAUUGAAAGUAUUAGUAGUGCCGAUAUAUCAGUGACCGCCGACAGUCACAGCAGUUUAAUGACUAAUAUUAGUGAAACCAGUAUUACUUUGGGUGAAGUAGAAUACCAUUUAUUAUCUGACGGCCACUUUUACUUUGAAACACCCGGUCUGCCCGAAAAUAGCGACGAUGAGAAUGAAGACUGUGUUUCAAUGCUGUUAUGUCCGGUUCCGCCGCGAAAGAAGGCAAAAGUCCGCUUUAGUUCCGGUCCUAUGAGAGUCUAUUCUACACAUUCCGUUGAAGACUAUGACCGACGUAAUGAAGACGUGGAUCCUGUGGUAGCAUCAGCUGAAUAUGAAUUAGAAAAACGUAUCGAAAGAAUGGAUGUCUUUCCGGUAGAACUUAUGAAAGGACCCGACGGUCUUGGACUUAGUAUUAUUGGUAUGGGAGUUGGCGCGGAUGCAGGCAUUGAAAAGUUAGGAAUUUUUGUCAAAACAAUCACCGAAACUGGUGCCGCAGAUCUGGACAAACGCAUCAAAGUUAACGAUCAGAUUAUAGAAGUGGAUGGAAAUUCUUUGGUUGGCGUCACUCAGUCUUAUGCGGCGUCAGUUUUGCGGUCAACCAGUGGUCUCGUUAGGUUUCUCAUUGGUCGCGAAAGGGACAAUGCCAACAGUGAAAUCGCCCAAUUGAUAUCACAAUCACUACAAUCAGAUCAUUGCACUGAAAAUGGAUUUGACUCGCAAAAGGAUUCGUACAACUCUUCUGAUUCGCCAACCAUUGAAGCCAAAGACGAUGAAGAGUUAAAUUCAAAUGAAUUUGACUCAGCAUUUGAUUCAAACUUUCAAUGCAGUGAUUUACUUAAUGAAUCAAUUUAUCCGACAACAGAUGAUACAAAUGCAUCCAAAGCUGAAGAUUUGACUGAAAUUAUUAUUUUAAGAAACAAAUUACAAGAUUAUGAAUCAAAGAAUUCAUGUCUUAAUAAAGAACUCAUAAAACUUAAACAAAAAUAUGAACAGAAAAUAUGUGAAUUACAAAAACAAUUGGAGGAAGCAUUGGUUCUGUUGAAACAAAAUGAAUGUGCAAUCAAUAGUUCCCGAAAAGAGGUCGGACAGUAUAAUCGUCUAUAAAUACGAUUAAAUAAUAAUAAUAAUAUAUGCU
Molecule: messenger RNA, 2850 nt
Organism: Oppia nitens
Lineage: Eukaryota; Metazoa; Arthropoda; Arachnida; Sarcoptiformes; Oppiidae
Gene: Spn
Exons: 3
Coding region: 51-2819 (922 amino acids)
Biological process (GO): calcium-mediated signaling; neuron projection development; actin filament organization
Cellular component (GO): dendrite; postsynaptic density; actin cytoskeleton
Molecular function (GO): actin filament binding
Source: RefSeq, a predicted model, not a curated record